GUGAAUCGUAUUUCUUAUUUAGUCGUUUUUCGUUUUUUUUUUUAAUAAAAUAGGUCAUUUUCGAUUCCGAUAACGAAAUAGUAGAAACAGUGAACUGCUUCUUGAUUCUUCUUCUCAACAGUGCUGGGUUUGAACUUUGAAGGUUCACCAAAUCCUCCUGAAGGCGUUCUGGUCUGGUGUUCUACUUCUUUCAAAGUUCAUAUUUUUUUGAACUUGAGAUGGGUUUGUGGGAAGCUUUCCUCAACUGGUUACGGAGAGUGUAAGUCCAAGUAGGAUGGCUACAAUCCUGGAAAUGCAAAAUAGAAGAAAGACAGAACAGUCAAGCAUUCCAUCGACGCAUUGGAGAGGCAUGGAGACUCUCCCAACGAAAUUCAAUCUCUUUUUCAAGCAAGAAAUGGAGCUAUCUUUGAUUGGCCUUCAGAAUGCUGGAAAAACAUCGCUUGUUAAUGCUAUUGCGACUGGUGGAUAUAGUGAGGAUAUGAUCCCCACGGUAGGAUUUAAUAUGAGAAAGGUAACUAAAGGCAAUGUGACGAUAAAGUUAUGGGAUCUUGGAGGGCAACCAAGGUUUCGCAGCAUGUGGGAGAGAUACUGCCGUGCUGUAUCAGUUAUUGUUUAUGUUGUUGAUGCAGCUGAUCAUGAAAAUUUACCUGUCUCUAAAGGUGAACUUCAUGACUUGUUGAGCAAGCCUUCUCUAAAUGGUAUUCCAGUGCUGGUAGUGGGUAACAAGAUUGACAAACCAGAAGCUUUGUCUCAGCAAGAUUUGACCGAACAAAUGGGCCUAAAAUCUCUUGCCAACAGAGAAGUUUGUUGCUUCAUGGUCUCUUGCAAAAAUUCCACCAACAUUGACACAGUUGUUGAUUGGCUCGUGAAGUAUUCAAAAUCUAAGAACUGAGGCUUGAGUUCUGAGCAUGAAUCUAUUGUCUGAACAGGCUCUCAGUUUCUUAGACAAAAUAAAGAUGUGCAAAGGAUCCAAGUUCCAUGAGUGCUGAUCCGCUGUCCAUAUUUAAAGCUGUGCAAGGUGUGCACAAUUCUUCUGGGCAGUCUGGAUCUGAUUAUUCAAUGCAGAUUUUAUCAUAUUAAUCUUCAAGGGUGGGCACUGAAAUGCUUAAAUCAGUUAUAUCUAAUAGAUUUGUCACUUCUCCAAUGCUCAAUAUGGGGAUAAUUUUGCAGUCCAAAUUGGUUAACAGAUGCUGCCUCUGAUGUUUGAUUAAUUCAGCUAAAUGAACUGAUAAGGUUCUUUCAAGCUAGCCUGUCUUGCCAUUUUCUGGAUCUUAUGGCAUGUGAAUACUUUACUAGUUGUAAUAAAGUAAGAUUUGACACUGCAAUUGUCUGUUAAGUUUGUACUAAAGUUGGUGUUGACCUUUGCCUUGUAAAGAUUCUGCCUUUGCUACGAGGGGAUUAAAAAUAAAAAUUGAAAAU
Prosopis cineraria is the source of this 1419-nucleotide messenger RNA. RefSeq names its product ADP-ribosylation factor-like protein 8a. The record is from RefSeq and is a predicted model, not a curated record. Gene Ontology annotation, biological process: protein transport. Gene Ontology annotation, molecular function: GTPase activity; GTP binding. The transcript has 8 exons. The coding region runs from base 275 to 892 and encodes 205 amino acids. NCBI's taxonomy places the organism in Eukaryota, Viridiplantae, Streptophyta, Magnoliopsida, Fabales, Fabaceae.